Molecule: messenger RNA, 222 nt
Organism: Debaryomyces hansenii CBS767
Lineage: Eukaryota; Fungi; Ascomycota; Pichiomycetes; Serinales; Debaryomycetaceae
Product: DEHA2D02486p
Exons: 1
Coding region: 1-222 (73 amino acids)
Source: RefSeq, a predicted model, not a curated record
AUGGCUAGCCCUACUGAGAUCUGUGUCAAAUCUGCAAAAUUUGAACUGAUUACCGGAUACAUAUCUUUAUAUGCUGGUAUUUUUGUAGCUUCAGGUUCUGUCGAAGUGACGAAGAAAUCCAAUAAUUGGCUAACUUCAAUAUUGGUUCAUCUGGACAACUCUACGCCCCACUUGAGAUAUAUCCCAUCAGAAACCUUUGCAUAUGAUCGAGCAAAGGGCUGA